Messenger RNA from Solenopsis invicta (red fire ant), 2305 nucleotides. It is a transcript of the gene Fuca, whose product is annotated as alpha-L-fucosidase. Gene Ontology annotation, molecular function: alpha-L-fucosidase activity. The coding region runs from base 747 to 2189 and encodes 480 amino acids. Gene Ontology annotation, cellular component: lysosome. The transcript is spliced from 6 exons. NCBI's taxonomy places the organism in Eukaryota, Metazoa, Arthropoda, Insecta, Hymenoptera, Formicidae. Gene Ontology annotation, biological process: fucose metabolic process; glycoside catabolic process. The record is from RefSeq and is a predicted model, not a curated record.
UGUAUUAAAUGUAUAUGGCUGCAUUAACCAGCAUUAACUGGCCGUUAGCACAUAGCAAUCAUUUUGUAAACUUAACACAAUACCGUAUUGCUAUAUAGAUAUUCAUGUCAAAAGGAGAAAAUUCUGUACAAUCGUAGCAUAUUUUUUCCACGAGCAAUUUCUUAUCUACAUCCCUUCCCUCCUUCCUUCUCUGUCCACUUCUCUUCUAAAUUAUAUCUCGGAUGAUACUUUAAUUGUACUGUAAACAUGAUUAAAACGCAAACAUGAUUAUGAUUAAUUAUCAAAAAUAUAACUGAUGCAUAGAUAACAUUUAUACUGAUCAAAUGAUUAUAAAUGGAAAUUGUUAAUACAGUAGUAAUUGUAUGGUUAUGACAAUCUUAUUGAUUACAGUAAUUGUUUUUAAAAUAUAUAUUUGACUUUUCUAUUACAAUUAUGAAUGUGAUUCAAUUAUUACAAACUAAUUUGCAUUAAUAUAUAUUUUAAGGUGACUAAAUGUAAUAAAAAAUAUCGUUUAAGUUUUUUGGGAAAUUAUAGUGUUUUGUAAAGAGUGUCUGCUUAUAAAUUUACAUACAAGUUACUAGCAUCGAUUAAAAAAUACGCGGUGAGACCAUCUAAUCUAAUCUUGAAAUACGAUACAAAACAAGCAUACAAAAAUAAAAUCUUCGCUGAAAUUUAUACAAUGGAUAGGAAUAAAAGACUCGUUUGACGUCUACUGCUUCCAUUACGUCAAGUCUCGCUGGAUCAGAAUGAUGUUGCUUGUACAUAUUUUGUGUGCAGUGUUGAUCUUUUGCGUGUCAGUGCACGCACAUUAUAAUGUAAUAGUGAGAACAGAUGAAGAAGAGAAGUUUAUGUCAAUUUUAACAAAAGCACCAAAGUAUGAUCCAACUUGGUCUAGUUUAGACAGUCGACCACUACCAGCCUGGUAUGAUGAGGCAAAGUUUGGAAUCUUUAUUCAUUGGGGUGUAUUCAGCGUGCCCAGCUUUGGCUCUGAAUGGUUUUGGAAUAAUUGGAAAGACGAAAAUAUUACUAAAUCUACGAAAUAUUUCGACUUCAUGAAACAAAGAUAUCCUCCAAACUUUACCUAUCAAGACUUUGGACGUGACUUCACCGCCGAAUUCUUCAAUGCUGCCGAAUGGGCCGAAUUAUUUAAAGCGUCAGGUGCAAAAUAUAUCGUAUUGACAAGCAAGCAUCAUGAAGGAUAUACGUUGUGGCCGUCAAAGUAUUCAUUCAGUUGGAAUUCUAUGGAUGUGGGACCUCAAAAAGAUCUCGUUGGUGAACUAGCACAAGCGAUUCGUAACAAAACAGACAUCAAGUUUGGCUUAUAUCAUUCCCUGUACGAAUGGUAUAAUCCUCUUUAUGUGACAGAUAAAAAAAACAAUUUCACAACAAAUAGAUUUGUGACUCAUAAAAUAAUACCAGAAUUACAAGAACUGGUAGAAACAUACAAGCCAGAAGUAGUUUGGUCGGAUGGAGAUUGGGAAGCGACAGAUUCUUAUUGGAAAUCAAAAGAAUUUUUAGCCUGGUUAUACAAUGAAAGCCCUGUAAAAGAUACAGUGGUGGUGAAUGAUAGAUGGGGCAUUAAUAUGUCAUGCCAUCAUGGUGGUUACUUUACAUGUACUGAUCGCUUUAAUCCUGGUGUACUUCUUCCACAUAAGUGGGAAAACUGUAUGACUAUUGAUAAAAAAUCCUGGGGAUAUCGCAGAAACGCUGUUUUAUCAGAGUACUACACAUUAGCAGGAUUAGUGAAAGAAUUGGUAAUUACUGUUAGUUGCGGUGGAAAUUUACUAAUGAACGUUGGACCAACAAAAGAUGGCAUUAUUACUCCAAUAUAUGAAGAGAGAUUGCGUGGAAUGGGCGCUUGGCUAGCAGUUAAUGGCGAAGCUAUUUACGAUACUAAACCUUGGACAGUACAAAAUGAUACCUUAACAGAAAGUGUCUGGUACACAUUAAGUAAAAACGAAAAACAGUUGUAUGCCUUAAUUCUAGAAUGGCCAGAUGAUAAUAUCUUGUUAUUAGGCUCGCUUAAACUUUCGAAGGAUUCUCAGAUACAUCUACUUGGUUAUUCGUCAGUAAUUUCUUGGAAACAAUCUGAUAAUAAGCUGGAAAUAAGUUUACCUGCUAACGCACAUAAAGGACAACCCGCUUGGGUAUUAAAGAUCGAGAUUUUUAAAAACUUGCAUGUAUUUUAGAAAUAAGAACAUAUUUUAUAUUCUAUAUUAUUUUUAGACAUGUACAUAAAUCUUGUAAAAUGUUUCCAUACAAUUUUUCUAUAAUAAAAAAUACGUCAAAAUCCGAUUAUACCAAA